AUGUAUUUAAUACUUAUAUUUGAAAUCGUGAUAGUAACUUGCUUAAUUGGCUAUAUGAUUCAAAAAUAUUGUAGCAAGGAUGUUAGUAUUUAUGUAAAAGGCAUGGCACUAGUAUCAUGGUUAAUUAAUUUUUUGCUGCUACUAUUUUUACCUUUUGACAUAUAUAUUACAUAUAGAGAUUAAAGCGUUGGAUCUAUUUCGAAUGAUUACCUGAGUUUAGCUGAAGUAAUGACUUUAAUACUAUGAUAGACUUAUCAAAUACUUUAUUGGACAAAUUUCAUAUUGUGUUGGACUGUAAUUCCGAUUAUGUAAGAAUAUGAAGAAUCAGUUGAGUUAGAUAAGAGAGAUAAAUUAAAAAAAGCACUUAAAAACAAUGUGAGAUUCUAUAUUAUAAUUUCUGUUGUUGGCAUAGUUUUUGUUCUAGCAAUUUUCUAUACUGGAUAAGCUUAAUAGUGUGGUUUAGGUACAUUUUUGAAGAGUAUGGCAAAUUCAUUUGGAGUUGCUCUAAUUAUAGUUUUAUUGGGUUAUGGAUUAGUUAUAAUUCCAAAGGCAUAAAUGAGAACAUCCUAAUUGGAUGUAUAGAUGAAAUAUCUUUAUUUUAGAACGGCAAGCAUAAAUGGAGAAAAGGAUGAUGCUCAUCAUAAAUUGUUGGAAACAUCAAUGAAAGUAUUUUAAAUAAAGGAUCAACGAUUUGAUAAUGAUGAUAUGAUGUAUUACCUUAAUAAAUGCUUAAAUAUGAUACCAAGAAAUAUGCAUAAGAUUUUAAAAAAGGAAGAAGAAAAGAGAAAAUCAUAAAUCCUAAUGACUAUAACAGGGGCUUUUUUUAAAAAUAAAGGACCAGAAUCUGUUGAAGAAAUGAUGAAUUUAUAUUAAGAAAUAAGAAAGAACUCAUUAGAAUACAAGAGAAUUAAAGCAUAAUGGAAAGAGAAUUGUAAAUCAGCAUAUGAAAUGGAGGAUAUUAUAAAGGCUAUAAAUAGUUAAGAAAAGAAGGUUUAAUUUUCUUUUAAAAAACCAAGAGAAGGAACUUUUGCAUAAAAAUUGGAUAUAUUAGAAUGGCAUUGGUUAUGUGUUAUAAAACCUUAAUUAAAAGUAAUAAUAUCUUUGACUUUUGGAAUAUUAUCUAUUUUAGUAUUGAUUUCUGAAGUAACAAUUUUUAUGGGUACAUAAUUUACAAUAUUUGGUUUACCUCUUAGAUAUGUUGAUGGAUUAUUAAGUAUUUCCUUUUAUUCAUUUAUACCUUUACUCUACAUUGCUUUUUGUGUUUAUUAUGGUUUAUUUAAAAUAAGAAUUCAAGGAUUUUAUGGACUUUAUGGAGAUCAUUAGACAGAUGCACCAAGUCUUAUGUUUGCAACAAUCAAUUUUAGUAGAGUUGGAGCACCAUUAUGUUAGAAUUUCUUAAAUAUGAUUAAACUAAAAUAAGAGACUGCUUUUAGAUAUGCAAUGGGAAAUGUAUGAAUUCAAUAAUAUAAAUAUUUAGAUUGAAUUAUUACCAAUAUUUGGAGUUAGUAUUACAGCUUUAAUGCCAUGUUUAUUGAUUGUUUUAUGUUUGAUUAAUUACUUUGAUUUGUUUGAUAAGACUCUUUAAUUGAUUGGUAUGAAAUAAUUCAUUUUUAACAAUACAUUUUCUGACAGACUCAUUUUUGAAGGAAGAGAUGCACUUAAGUUAAAUAGAUAAUAUUUUGAAAGAAAAAUGAAACCAGAAGGAUGGUCAGAUUCAUCUGAACCUUAUGAUAUUGAAUUAUAACAGAAACUAAUGUAUUGA
Messenger RNA from Paramecium pentaurelia, 1762 nucleotides. The record is from the annotation of a GenBank genome assembly. NCBI's taxonomy places the organism in Eukaryota, Ciliophora, Oligohymenophorea, Peniculida, Parameciidae.